AUGGGCGACGCUUUUGCACCGCGCUCUAUGAAGCGCAAGAACGUCAAAGGCCUGGCCUUGACCCCUGCUGCGCCGAAACCCCCGCCAACAGCCGAGACUAGCAGAUUCGCCGGCGGUUUUAUCACAAGAGACGACAGCAAACAGGAAGAGCAACUGGAAAUCGGCAUCGAAUACAAGUUGGAUCUGCGCCCCGAGGACCUUGAGAUCGUUAAGGAGCUGGGAUCUGGAAAUGGUGGUACUGUCAGCAAGGUCAAGCAUGUCCAGACCGGUACCGUGAUGGCUCGCAAGCGCUCCCAGGUCAUUCAUGUCGAAGCGAAACGAGAAAUACGCAAGCGUAUCGUUCGAGAACUCCAGAUUAUGCAUGGUUGUCAUUCCGAGUACAUUGUUAACUUCUACGGUGCUUUCUUGAACCAUAAUAACGACGUUAUAAUGUGUAUGGAAUACAUGGAUGUGGGGGCUCUUGAUCGAGUAUCUCGAGUGUUCGGCCCAGUCCGUGUGGAUGUAUUGGGGAAAAUCGCCGUGGCAACACUGGGGGGCCUCACAUACCUUUACGAAAAGCAUCACAUCAUGCAUCGAGAUAUCAAGCCGUCCAAUAUCCUAGUCAACUCGCAGGGCUCCAUCAAGCUGUGCGAUUUUGGCGUGUCUGGCGAGCUCGUCAACUCAAUCGCCGAUACGUUCGUUGGUACAUCAACAUACAUGGCCCCGGAGCGUAUUCAGGGCGAGAAGUACACCGUCAAGUCAGAUGUCUGGAGUUUUGGUCUCUCCAUCAUGGAGCUGGCCAUCGGUAAAUUCCCUUUCGCCGCCAGCGAACAGCUUUCGGAUGGAGAUGGCGCCCCGGCCGGCAUUCUGGAUUUGCUGCAACAGAUUGUUCACGAGCCAGCGCCCCAGCUCCCCAAGAGCGAUGCUUUCCCCAGCGUCUUGGACGAUAUGAUUCAGAAAUGUCUCUACAAGGAACCGGAGCGACGGCCUACUCCUCAAGAAUUAUUCGACCGUGAUGCUUUUGUCCAGGCAGGUAAAAGGACUCCGGUUGAUCUCAGGGAAUGGGCAGUGGGUAUGAUGGAACGUGAUAACCGCAAGUCUCAUCUCGCUCCUCAGCUCUCACCAUCAACACAGGACCUGCUUCGGUCGAGUGAUUCUCCUCCUUCUCAAUUCGCAGGAGAGGAACGAGCUUUGCACACACCUACGUCUGGAGAGAUUCCCAUCUCUGGAAGCGGCAUUGUCUCGCCUCGGGAACACAACGGCUCAAGCACUGCCGGUGGCCGAACACCAUCGGGUCAUCCUGGUCUCACCCCAAGAGCACCUGGAGGAUAUGGUGACAGCGCUGGACUUGGUGUAUCAAACGGGAACACUUUUAGCCUGCCUGUCCGACCAGCCCCCUCUGGACCUCUACCACCGCCUCCCCCGCGAAAAUCGACGCCUGAGGAGCAGCGAAGAGACAACCGAAGGCACGGCCUGCCCUAUGGCUCUUGA
Clonostachys rhizophaga is the source of this 1470-nucleotide messenger RNA. The record is from the annotation of a GenBank genome assembly. NCBI's taxonomy places the organism in Eukaryota, Fungi, Ascomycota, Sordariomycetes, Hypocreales, Bionectriaceae.